AUGUCUUCGACCGCGGUCGUGCACGGCGACGAUCUCAUGGAGCCAACGCUCCAGUCCAUUCUCAGCCAGAAGACCUUGCGAUGGAUCUUCGUUGGUGGUAAAGGAGGUGUUGGGAAGACAACAACAUCAUGCUCGCUUGCGAUCCAGCUAGCGAAAGUCCGCAAAUCAGUCCUGCUCAUUUCGACCGACCCCGCACACAACCUGAGCGAUGCAUUCGGGCAGAAGUUUGGAAAGGAGGCCAGGCUGGUCGAUGGAUACUCCAACCUUAGCGCUAUGGAGAUUGAUCCGAACGGCAGCAUCCAGGAUCUCCUCGCUAGUGGGGAGUCGCAGGGCGAAGAUCCCAUGGCCGGACUGGGUAUGGGUAAUAUGAUGCAGGAUCUGGCUUUCAGCAUUCCCGGUGUCGACGAAGCCAUGUCCUUCGCCGAAGUCUUGAAGCAAGUCAAGUCUCUGUCUUAUGAGGUUAUUGUGUUCGACACUGCACCAACCGGACACACCCUUCGUUUCCUUCAGUUCCCUACCGUCCUUGAGAAGGCCCUCGCGAAGCUCUCUCAGCUGUCGUCUCAAUUCGGACCAAUGCUGAACUCGAUCCUCGGUGCUCGUGGCGGCCUCCCAGGCGGACAGAACAUCGACGAGCUCCUCCAGAAGAUGGAGUCUCUGCGGGAGACCAUUAGCGAGGUGAAUACGCAGUUCAAGAACCCCGACAUGACCACCUUCGUGUGUGUCUGCAUCGCCGAAUUCCUGUCCCUGUACGAGACGGAGCGUAUGAUCCAGGAACUCACGAGCUACGGUAUCGAUACCCAUGCCAUUGUGGUCAACCAGCUUCUGUUCCCCAAGGAAGGAAGCGGAUGCGAGCAGUGCAAUGCUCGCAGGAAGAUGCAGAAGAAGUACCUUGAGCAAAUCGAGGAGCUUUACGAAGAUUUCAACGUUGUCCGGAUGCCAUUACUGGUUGAGGAAGUAAGAGGAAAGGAAAAGCUGGAAAAGUUCAGCGAGAUGCUUGUGCACCCUUACGUUCCUCCUCAAUAG
Molecule: messenger RNA, 1023 nt
Organism: Aspergillus udagawae
Lineage: Eukaryota; Fungi; Ascomycota; Eurotiomycetes; Eurotiales; Aspergillaceae
Product: ArsA family ATPase
Exons: 3
Coding region: 1-1023 (340 amino acids)
Biological process (GO): post-translational protein targeting to endoplasmic reticulum membrane
Cellular component (GO): GET complex
Molecular function (GO): ATP hydrolysis activity; ATP binding
Source: RefSeq, a predicted model, not a curated record